Agrilus planipennis (emerald ash borer) is the source of this 429-nucleotide messenger RNA. RefSeq lists its product as uncharacterized. Gene Ontology annotation, molecular function: chitin binding. NCBI's taxonomy places the organism in Eukaryota, Metazoa, Arthropoda, Insecta, Coleoptera, Buprestidae. The transcript is spliced from 4 exons. Gene Ontology annotation, cellular component: extracellular region. The record is from RefSeq and is a predicted model, not a curated record. Bases 55 to 429 code for a protein of 124 amino acids.
UUUUUAUCUUGUAUCUGUUUUGGUACACAAAGCAGAAGAAAGUAAAGCUCCAGUAUGAACGUUAUCGCAAUUCUCGCAUUUUUCGGCAUCAUUACCACUGCCUAUGCACGUAUUCGCAUUUGCCGAAAAUACUCGUUAAAAGGAAUUAAAUAUCCAGAUGAAAAAGAUUGUAGUAAAUACUACCUAUGCAGAUUUGGACUAUUGCUGUCUAAACAGUGUGAUGAUGGUCUCCUGUACAGUCCAGUAAGUGCAAGUUGUGUACCCCCUCAGCAGUCUGGAUGUAAGGCCUACGAAAGAUACAUCGAUGAAAGAAACAAGGAGUAUUGUAAUAUCGCCGGUGAUAGUGCCCUCUUCCCUAACGUUCUUCGAUGCAAUCAAUUCUAUGAAUGCGCCAAUGGNGAUAUCUAUAAACCGUAUCCAUUCAUAUAA